GAACUAGCUGUACGUGUUGUUGCUCAGUGAUGAUUAUCCUCCUUUGAUCACGAAAGUGAUGUGAAAUUAAACGCACGUUCUAUUUCACCGGCGAUCUGAGAGCGACUAGCACAAACUGCUGAGAAGUUCAAAGCACCCCACAUAUACCCUUUCAUUGAGUAUUUGAAUUAACUAUGAUAAUCAUAGUUUUAUGAAUGAACUGGAGGGGUGGGUGCCAGGAUAAGUGCCAUGCUCUGUUUAGCAGGCGCUCAAACAUCAGUAGUGACUCACCUCUACCAUGACACACCCUCUUACCUCUCAUUGAUGAGCUAGACUUGCCCUUGAUCUAGUUAUGAAGGUUACAUUGUGUACUUAGUACUGUGAUGCAUGAACUAAAUAGGAGUGAUUUUCUACCUUAGUAGCUGAAUUGCUAUGUUGCUUUGGCAGCAGGGGGCAGUGUGUAUUAAGAUAUAGUGCACUCUCAAUAAAACGAGUUCAAGGAAACUUCCUCGGACUUGGUGUAAAGCUGGUUAAACUCAAACACUUACAAAAUGUGAACAUUUCUUAGGGAUCUGUCAAUCAAGAGAAUAAUACAAUAAAUAUCCCCCCUUUUGUUUCAUCAAGUACAAAUGAGCAUUGGUGCUGCUUGCAUCCUGCCUACAGUGUUGCCUUACGUGUUACCUUUGGAUAGUGGGACUUUUGUCUUAAGCAAUGUCUUGUAGGUCCAGCAAUAGGUCGGUAUACUCUGAGCAGGCGCUGUGUGUGUGUGUUGUAGGGACCACCCCUGUCCUAUCUUGACGUGUGCUGUUUAAUCAGUGGAGGCUGAAUGGCUGACUGGGUAUCUGACAAAUAUGUUAUCUCAUCCCUCUUCGGUACUUUACUCAAUAUUUACUCUAAUUAGGAGCAGUUUGCAGAGAUAGGAGCAGCAGCUGGGGAGAGUAAGAGGAGGGAUGGUGUGUACUGAAUCUCUACACAGAUGACAGUGACAGGCUUGAAGGAGAGAGAGAAGAAAGAAAAAAAUAUGUUUAGAUGGAAUAUUUUAGAAAAUCAAAUGGAAGCCUGUCAUCAUUCCCAGAGCCCCCUACACCAGUAAUUUUGGGUACGCACACCCACAAAGGUUUAUAUGUCCUCUUUGGUCUGCCCAUGUCAAACAUAUCACUGCCCAACAACCUGAACAAACAGGAUCAGGGGGCUCACAGAACCACCAUAUCAUGACAUCAAUCACUGGGCAGGUGACGGCCAAAGCCACUAUUGAUCAGUGUAGACUGCAGUGGGCCUACAUGGUACUCUGAUAACAGCCAGGGGUGUUGGGAAUCCGCCUGGUAAGUGUUCAGAGUGAUGUUUACUUGUUGAUGUCACUGAUGAACUUUAUAUCCCGCGUGAAACUCCUGAAUGUCGUAGUUUCAGUCCAUCCAUGGACUGCUGUGUGCCCUUACUAGUCCAAGUCAACCAGUCUAUAAGUUAUUUUGUGUGUGAAUCUGCUCUCUCGGACAGGAUAGGCCUUCAUCUGGAGCACUGACCUAUGGGAGUCACCGAAGGAGAAAAAAAGUAAACAUUCAGAGAGAAUGAGGGAGGAGGAGGAGAGAUGGGAUGAGUGGACAAAAGCAGUGUAGCACUUUGAGCUCCUUAAUCACACAUGUUUGACACACACAGAUUGAGUCUGUCAACUAACCUAGCAGCAUAAAGCAGUGGUAUCGACUGUGUGUUACACAUUAACCGCACAUACUUACAGCAUACACACACAGACCUACGACUGAUGCAAAGUGGGGAACAUGCAGAGGUAGAGAUUCCCCAAACCAUCUCUCUAUUCGUCUUCUGUUGUACAUUCUCAGUCUCCCCUGUAAACUGGGACGCACUGUCAGUGACUAAAGGUUCUCUUUGUGUCUAAUGCAAUGACAUUGUUUGCGGGAGUGGGGAAUAAAUACAAUAGAGAUAGAACAUCCCAGGCCAAACACUAUCUCUGUGGCUGAUAGGUAGAGAGAUACUCUAUGCGAGUUGGUGGUUAUCAGUAGAGACCAUGGCCAUACACAGAUACGGGGCCCACUAUUGAUCCUGUCCCUGGCUGGGGGGGCGGGGGGGGGGGGACCGGACAGGGCCCGAUGCAGGUUGAUAACCAUGUCAACUGACCCAGGUCCGCUGACCCAAAGCGUGGGAGGGUGCAGAGGUAACGCCCUGGGCUUCUCAAUAGGCCUCAUUCAGAAAAUUCAGUCAAAGGUUUCACAUGAGAUCAUGACAUGGACAUAUUUGGCUGGUAUCUAAUGUUUACCCUACAGGUAGAUAGUCCCAUUGGAUUGUCAACUUCUCUCCUUGCCAUUAAUGAGUCCCUAUUCCAUCCUGGUCAUUUUAGUACUAAAUCCUAAAGAAUAAACUAAUUAUUAACUAUAGCCUCCAUGUUUAUCUAUUAAUCACAUGAAUAAAAAAAAUAUAGGUCUAUUGUAAAGGACUUUGUUCAGACAUGUUGAUUUGACCCGGAUGCUAAGAAUGUAUUGAGAGUUAGUUUUGUAAAGGGUAUGUGGGUUAAAAAAGAUCACACAAGGACAAGUUUUAAAUGAGACUAGUCUUCUAUAAAUUACAACAGACAGGACUGUAUUGGGAAGUUGAUAAGAUUGCAACUAGUGCUGUAAAUUCCACGUGAGUGAGAUGAACAGAGACAGUCUCUAAACUUAGACUACACACAGACGGUAGGCAGAAACUGCAAGGAGCCUGGCUGACAGCUUUAAAGCCCAAAUCAAUCACCGUGUAAGGCAAGCCCGUAGACCGUAAAACACACAAAACCAUUCCAUAUAAAUGAUCAAUGAACGAUCAAACGGAACUGAUAGCAAGUCCUAUGCUAGGUUGAUGCGGACUUUUUGUUACCGAAAUCAGUCUCUGUACAUUCAACCUUAAUUAAAGCUACGAGUUUAUUUACUGAUCAAAACACUACCACAAAUGGGAUUGCAUCUCUCCUUUACAUGGUCGCCCAUCAAAUAAAAACUGGUGGGCAGCACUUUUCCCAGUAAAUGUAAAUUAAGAAAAUUGGUUCAACGGUCAAAUUAAAUGAUAACUUUUUGAAGUGAAAUGGCUCCAGAUUUCCCACUUCAGGCUGUUAAGUUUCAGUAUCGUCACCUCUUAAGAAAAACUAAUUGGUAUGACCCAAUACAAUAAAUUAUCUACAGGUGUGUCGCUUGGGGUAGUCCGUUAAACGUUCUGCCCCUUGUUUUGUUGUUGGUUAUAACACGAUCAUCUUUUCAGUUCUAAAGAUGGGAGAAAGGUUACAAAACCAGAGAACAUUUGCAUGUUCAUUUGUAAAUUGUGAGAGCACAUUUAGUAAAUCAUGGAAAUUACAGGCCCAUCUUUGCAAGCACACUGGUCUGAAACCAUUCUCUUGCGAGACAUGUGAAAAGAGCUUCUGUACCCGCUACCAACUCACUAGACAUCAGUUGAGCCACAGUGGAGAGAAGCCGUUCAAAUGCUUAGCAGAAGGCUGCCUUGAGGCCUUUACCACUCAUUCCAGCAUGAAAAACCACAUGACUCGGAUUCACCAACACCAGGAGAAACGCUUCAAGUGCGACCAUCUGGGCUGUGGGAAGGAUUUCAAAAAGAAAUAUCAACUGAACACUCACAAGUGUGAGCACUCCCAGCUUCUUCCUUUUCACUGCAACGCGGAGGGCUGUAAGAGAGAGUUUCCUACUUCAAGAAAGCUACGGUUCCACGAGAAGGUUCACAGAGGUUACCCAUGUGAGGUGGAGGGUUGUGUCUUCCAGGGGAAAACCUGGACUGACUAUCAGAAACACAGAAAGGAACACAGAGUCCGACUGCAGUGUGAUGGCUGUCGUAAACAGUUCUGGGAGGCUUGGUUUUUGCACCUGCACAAACUGUGGGUCCACUCGGGGGAAAGACGGCUGUUCCGGUGCUCCGAGGAGGGCUGUGAGAGAACUUUCACCACACGCUUCAACCUGGACAGCCACGUGACUGGAGAGCAUGAACACAAGAAGGACUUCCCCUGUAGCCAUCCAGGAUGUGGCAAAAGCUUUGUGAUGAGGGAGAGCUUGAGGCGACAUGGUGUGAUGCAUGAUCCUGAAAAGAAAAAGCUGGUGAAGCAGAAAUCACAGCGUCAAAAGAAGUCCACCACCACGAAGACUAGCGACUCAGUGACGAGGUCAACACAGGCAGUAACCAGUGGACUAGCUGGCAAGCUACGCAACACCAGUCUGGUAGACUGCACUCCAUGAUGUGUUCUGUAUGAAGGGUUCAAGGAUGGGCUGUUCCAUUCACUCCAUACAUAUUUUCAGUUCUAAAGUUUACAAAUUGUUUUCUUUUAGUUUACUUAUUUUCUUUACUAAAUACAGUAUAGAAAUAAACUCACUACUGCAAAGU
Molecule: messenger RNA, 4335 nt
Organism: Hypomesus transpacificus
Lineage: Eukaryota; Metazoa; Chordata; Actinopteri; Osmeriformes; Osmeridae
Gene: gtf3ab
Product: general transcription factor IIIA, b
Exons: 9
Coding region: 3219-4190 (323 amino acids)
Cellular component (GO): nucleus
Source: RefSeq, a predicted model, not a curated record